CCCGGAAGUGUUUGUAAAACGGUUAAAAAGCCAGUUGACGUAGGCUAGCUAACGUUAGCUGUCAGCCGGGUUCAGUCAUUGUGCAGGGAUGGAGGUGACACGCCAAAAUUAUAAAGACAGUUUAAACACGGUGUACAGCGCGAUAGAGGAGGCUGACUUCCUUGCCAUCGAUGGAGAAUUUUCAGGGAUAAGCGACGGUCCUAAUGUCAGUGCACUCACCAACGGACUGGACACACCGGAGGAGCGAUACACGAAGCUUAAAAAGCACUCAAUGGACUUUCUGCUGUUCCAGUUCGGAUUAUGUACAUUCACGUACGACCAGACAAAGUCAAAGUAUAUCACAAAGUCUUUUAAUUUUUAUGUAUUCCCGAAACCGUUCAACAGGACAUCCCCCGACUUAAAGUUCAUCUGUCAAAGUUCCAGUAUCGACUUCCUGGCCAGUCAGGGAUUUGACUUCAACAAGGUGUUCUGUCAUGGAAUCCCAUAUCUAAACCAAGACGAGGAAGCCCAGCUGAGGGAGCAGACAGAGGAGAGGAGAAAUCAACAUGCUAACGGUGUAGGGACACCAUCCUACAGCUCCCCCUCCUCCAAAGGCACUGCACACGUACCGGAGGAGCAUAAAGACUACAUCAACAGGGUGAUAGAGAAGGUUGAGGCUCUCUUCGCUAACUCGGAGAAGACUUUGGACUUGGACCCAUGUACUGGGUUUCAGAGAAAGCUGAUAUACCAGACACUGAACUGGAAGUUUCCCAAGGGGCUUCAUGUGGAAACUGUGGAAACAGAAAAGAAAGAGCGAUACAUCCAGGUCAGCAAAGUGGAUGAUGAGGAGAGGAAGAGGAGGGAACAACAGAAACAAGAGAGAGAGCAGGAGGAGCUAAAUGAUGCUGUGGGCUUCUCCAGGGUCAUCCACGCCAUCUCUAAAUCUGCUAAACUUGUGGUUGGUCACAACAUGCUGUUGGAUGUGAUGCACACCAUCCACCAGUUCUACUGCCCUCUGCCAGAGGAUCUUCAAGACUUUAAAGAGGUCACAAUGUGUGUCUUCCCAAGAAUUCUGGACACAAAGUUGAUGGCUUCCACUCAGCCCUUUAAGGAGCUGAUCACUAACACGUCUCUGGCAGAGUUGGAGAAACAGCUGAAGGAGAGCCCCUUCAAGUCACCACAAGUUGAAACGGCAGAGGGGUUCCCCGGUUAUGACACAGCCCAGGGACAGCUCCACGAGGCCGGGUACGAUGCCUACAUCACUGGCCUCUGUUUCAUCUCAAUGGCCAACUACCUGGGCUCUUUCUUGACUCCACCCAAAGCGUACAUCUCUGCUCACUCCAAACUAAUUGAGCCUUUCUUCAACAAGCUUUUCCUGAUGAGGAUAAUAGAUAUUCCCUACCUCAACAUCACAGGACCAGAUUUGCAACCUAAAAGAGACCAUGUCCUGUAUGUCACCUUCCCAAAAGAAUGGAAGACUAGUGACCUCUACCAGCUCUUUAGUGCCUUCGGAAACAUCCAGGUUUCCUGGAUAGACGACACGUCAGCAUUUGUGUCCCUAAGUCAGACGGACCAGGUACAGAUAGCUAUGAACACCAGCCGCUACGCAGAGAGUUACAGGAUCCAGACGUAUGCGGAGUACAUCCAGGGUAGGCAGCAGGACAAGGAGAAGCUCAACCAGACUCCCAAAUCAUGGGGAGAGGACUGCUGGAUGAAACCUCCCUACACCUCUGCUACUUGCGCUGGUUUUGGAUAUGCCAGGGGUUUGAGGAAACGCAGCAUCAGUCCCGCUCAGGGGGAGCAGGGGGCCAGAGACGCUCAAAUUACAGACGGCUGGAGUCAGUCAUACCCGGAUAGCACAGGCAGCAAGAAGAUGAAAACUGAUGACAAAAGUGGACUAGCUAUCGAGAGCAAGACCUCAGAAGGAUGGCUAAAGACUGCAGAUGCAUCAGAUUCAGCGGGGUCCAGUCCAGUCCCUGAUGAGGAGGAGCGAAGUCCUGAAGGCAAUGAUGCUGAGGGGACGGUCACCUGGCAACAAGUCCAUGGGAAGAGAGGUCAAAAGAACAAGAAAAAGAAGUCCAAAGGGGCUAAAUCUACAACGUCGCUGUUUGAGGUCCCGGAAGUCUGGUAGCGAGAGGCGAGGAGUGGAGAAGCCACUAUGUCACCAUGAGCUCCUGCGCUGAGUCUCUUCACUUGCACAUCACUAGGAGU
This is a messenger RNA of Perca flavescens (yellow perch), 2190 nucleotides long. RefSeq names its product poly(A)-specific ribonuclease (deadenylation nuclease) (gene parn). Bases 89 to 2110 code for a protein of 673 amino acids. Gene Ontology annotation, biological process: priRNA 3'-end processing; siRNA 3'-end processing; nuclear-transcribed mRNA poly(A) tail shortening. Gene Ontology annotation, cellular component: nucleus; cytoplasm. Lineage: Eukaryota; Metazoa; Chordata; Actinopteri; Perciformes; Percidae. Gene Ontology annotation, molecular function: metal ion binding; poly(A)-specific ribonuclease activity; RNA binding. The record is from RefSeq and is a predicted model, not a curated record. The transcript is spliced from 26 exons.